Messenger RNA from Poecilia latipinna (sailfin molly), 958 nucleotides. RefSeq names its product olfactory receptor 1493-like. Gene Ontology annotation, cellular component: membrane. The transcript has a single exon. Lineage: Eukaryota; Metazoa; Chordata; Actinopteri; Cyprinodontiformes; Poeciliidae. Bases 1 to 921 code for a protein of 306 amino acids. Gene Ontology annotation, biological process: G protein-coupled receptor signaling pathway; detection of chemical stimulus involved in sensory perception of smell. The record is from RefSeq and is a predicted model, not a curated record. Gene Ontology annotation, molecular function: odorant binding; olfactory receptor activity; G protein-coupled receptor activity.
AUGAAUGAGAACGUUCGUAUCGUGUUUGUCCUCGACGGGCUGAACGACUCGCUGACCAACCGUCAGAUCUACUUUGCUCUCACACUGACGUCGUACCUCUUCACCGUCUUUGUGAACCUCACCCUCAUCCUCACUGUGUGUCUGGAUCAAACCCUCCACCAGCCGAUGUACGUCUUCAUGUGCAACCUGAGCUUCACUGGGAUCUGCGGAGCGUCCAGCUUCUACCUGAAGCUGCUCAGCGACCUUCUGGCUGACGCUCAUGUCAUCACAUACACCGGCUGCUUGACUCAGAUGUUCAUCUCUUACACUUAUAUCUUCUGCCAGCUCAGCAGUCUGACCGUCAUGGCGUAUGACCGCUACCUGGCCAUCUGCCAGCCGCUGCGUUACUGGGCUCUGAUGACUAGCCAGAAGGUGGCGCUGCUGUUGCUGCUCACCUGGUGUCUCUCAUCAGUGGAAACGGCUGUGGGCCUCGCCCUGAUGGCCAGACUUCGGCUCUGCAGCCACCACAUUCCCCGGAUCUUCUGCACCAACUGGGAGGUGGUGAAGCUGUCCUGCUCUGACACCUCCGCUAACAAUCUGUACGGCAUCACUUUGAUGUUUCUGCACUCCAUGCAGGUCAUAGUGAUCCUAGUGUCAUAUGUCCAACUGGUCCGAUCCGCCGCUCGCUCUCAGGAAGACCAGAAAAAGUUUGCUCAGACAUGCCUGCCCCACCUCGUCUCUCUGCUCGUCUUCUUCGCCUCGCUGCUGUUUGAUACUCUGUACUCCCGUUAUGGCGGCAGCUCCAUGCCGGCGCUGCAGAACGCACUGGCUGCAGAGUUUCUCGUGGUGCCGCCCAUCGUCAACCCCAUCAUCUAUGGCAUGAACCUGAAGCAGAUCAGGUCCCGAAUCAGCCUCCGGAUCAACUUUAGACCACAGUCAUAGAGAUGCCUUAAAAUAAAAUCACAAAACCAAAGUAUGC